GUGUGUAGGCUCAGUUUAUAUUUUACACUUGGGGAAGUAACAUUAUUACAAAUAAUUUUUUAGAAAUUUUUAUUAUUUCAUGAACUUUGCCGGCCACAAAGUUCAGUACAAGAUUAUACCAAUAGUACCAAUAUAAAUACAAUAGACAUUUACAUAUACCAACAACCAAAAUGAAGCAAAAUAAAAUGGCGCCAUAUUAUCGUACCAUGAAAGUGCAGACCUACGACCCACUGGAAUCCGACAUGGAGUACGCUGAGAAGACGGUCGAACGCAAACUCACCUAUUUGUCCGACUCGACAGUCAAUAUGCGAGCAAUCCGAAUGCGUGGCCGACGGUCCAGCGACGGGAGCAGCGGCGGGCUGCGCAGGCGCGGCAAGCAAGGCAACAAAAGGUCUUCACAAUCCAAAUUAAAGGACGACACGUCUACCAUCUCACGCCAAAAAACAGGAGCCGUACAAACUUUUAUACAGACACCGCGUCGCAAUGGCCUAUCCCCUCGCAACGAUCUCGAUGAAGAGGAGGAGAAUGAUGAGAUCAAAUUGGCGCGCUCGAUGCGCGGUGUCCUACAGGAAGAAUACGAACGUCAGUUGGGCAACGAAUCCAAUCGACGCAGCCAGAUGAGCAUCAGGCAUAGGCCCACAUAUAGCUGUAGCUCGUGCGGCGCCAUCUUUCACAUUAAGUCGCUACUUGGGGCUCAUCGUCGCACCCACGAUGAUGACUUUAAGGUGCGAUUCCGGGGACGUCAGCUGAGAGAGAGCACCACAGCACUGACGGCCAUUCCACCCGGCAAACAGUGCAAGUUCUGUGAUCGCAUCUUCGAUCUGGAGCGGGCAUUGCGAAUCCAUCAGCUCUGCCAUUGCAAUAAGAUAACGCCCCAGCAGCGCCGCAAGCUGGGCUACACGGACCUCGCUCACGAGAAGAAGAACGCUCCGUUGCCGAACUUUCAGCGGCUGAGCAAGCAGUGCUUGCCGUUGCACACCGUACCCGAUCCCAAUAUGCCGUACGUGGCCCUUGGCCCUGCUGCAUUGAAGAUGAUCGAACAGGAGCAGCAGAUGAAGGCUAAGCGGCGCUCCACCAAGUACACUGUCAAGGUGGCUGGCCCAAUGGGACGUUGGCGUUGAAACAGCUUGAAUAGGGAAUUCAGCCAAAA
Drosophila navojoa is the source of this 1150-nucleotide messenger RNA. RefSeq lists its product as uncharacterized. Lineage: Eukaryota; Metazoa; Arthropoda; Insecta; Diptera; Drosophilidae. The record is from RefSeq and is a predicted model, not a curated record.